This is a messenger RNA of Zea mays, 1997 nucleotides long. RefSeq lists its product as uncharacterized. Bases 513 to 1610 code for a protein of 365 amino acids. Gene Ontology annotation, molecular function: DNA binding; DNA-binding transcription factor activity. The transcript has 9 exons. Gene Ontology annotation, biological process: regulation of DNA-templated transcription. The record is from RefSeq and is a predicted model, not a curated record. NCBI's taxonomy places the organism in Eukaryota, Viridiplantae, Streptophyta, Magnoliopsida, Poales, Poaceae.
AAAAUUAUAAACACCCCUUUAAUUACCUAUUCCCUUACGUCCCCAGCAGCAGUAGCCCCAGCCCCCAGUGCCGCAGUUGCGCUCAGCUAUCUCUGCUGAGCCGAUUAGAUAAAUCCGGCGGAGGAAGAGGGAAGAAUUAUCGUGCGAUAUUUCCCCCCUCCCACUCCCUCUCUCUCUCUCUCGAUUUGCCCGAGAAAUUUUUUUGGUUGUUUCCCGCAUCACUCUCCACUAGGCCGCCGUCUCCCCCGCUGGUGCUCGUCGCUUCCUGCCCAAUUCGGCGCCAUUCGCCCGGCGCACUCCCUAUUAAUUCCCUGCCUCGGUAGUCACUGGCCGAUUGCCACGUGAAAUUUCCUGUUCCGUUGCCUUUCGGGUGCGCCUGAAGUACCCACACGCUACUAGGGUUCAAUCGUCGUCAGCAGGCUUACCUCUCAAUCACUGCGGGGCGGCGGCUCGAGAGUUUGUGGACAGUUGGCGAAGAGAUAGUUAGGUUUUUUUUUUGUCUCCCGUGUCCGAUGGAGGAAUCGGACUUGGGAGGUAAUCUGGGUAAGCAAACGGAAGAGGAUAAGGCUGCGGGAGAAUCAGGGGAUGAGGGUAAGAUCGAGAGGAGCCAAUCUAUCAAUCUGAAUAGAGUGCCAGCAGUUGCUGUAGAGGCGAUGAGCACCCAGGGAAACUGUGAGACGCACGGUGCAGCAGUGCCAGGAACUAAGGAUGCAGGCACAGGAAAGGCAGGGCAAUCCAGUGGCGAUCGACAGGAGGAGAAGUUACCCAAGUGUGAGCAGGUCGACUAUGGAAGUGAAGUUGAAGGCUGCGCAGAUGAUGAGAACCCUGGCAAGAGGGCUGCUUUAGUUACUUUGGUUGGAAAUGAAUACUGCGGCGACGAGGAUGAGAGAGUUCAAGUGCUCACCAUUGUCAAGAAGGACGAGCAUGCAGAUGACAUUGUCGACCGUAUUAAUCCUGGCACAGUUGCAGGGUACAGUGAAGUGAAGGGUGCUGUAGGUGCUUCUGCCGCCACUUCUGCGGUGCGACCUGCUGGCUCCCGAUCGUCAAGUUUCCAUGGUGUGACUAGGCAUAGAUGGAGUGGGAAAUAUGAAGCUCAUUUGUGGGACAGUUCUUGCAGAGUAGAGGGACGUAGAAGGAAAGGGAAACAAGUUUAUCUAGGAAGUUAUGAUACCGAGGAAAAAGCGGCCAGGGCUUAUGAUGUUGCUGCUAUUAAAUACUGGGGCGAAAAUACCAGACUGAACUUUCCGAUUUCACAAUACGGCAAGGAGUUGGAGGACAUAAGGGAUUUGUCUCGAGAGGAAUGUGUGACAUACUUGAGAAGGAGGAGCAGCUGCUUUUCAAGAGGAGCUUCUAUUUAUAGAGGAGUGACAAGAAGGCAGAAAGACGGGAGAUGGCAAGCACGCAUAGGACUGGUUGCUGGAACUAGAGACAUUUACCUGGGAACAUUCAAAACAGAGGAAGAAGCUGCAGAGGCUUAUGAUAUUGCUGCCAUUGAGAUACGUGGCAAAAACGCUGUGACCAAUUUUGACCGAAGCAACUAUGUCGAUAAGGGUAUGCACUGUAUAGAAGGCGAAGGCUUGAGGCUGCUUGCAUCCAAGCCAGAAGAAUGACUUCCAAGUUCAAUGCAGUGAUUGUCGAUCGAGCAGAUUUGGCCAGACGUAUAUGCAGCUUAGUUGGUACAUAUACAGAUAGGAGAACCGGUUGCAGUUUGUCAAUAUUCCUGCUUUACAUGACUUGGGAUUACAGUUAAAUCGACCCGCUAGCAAAAAAAAGUGUGCAAAUGUUAGUAGAUUUGGCCAGACAUAUAUGAAGAUUUUGGGGUUGUAUCAUAAGGCCUCGUAGGAUAGAUCUUUCUGCAAAUGUUAGCGAAGCCAGUGUUUAUGUUCUGUUUGCUAGAUUAGCGUUAUCAGUUUGCACGUUCCCCUUUUUUUUCUGAAUAAUUGUCCUUGUAUGAUCUUGAGGGAAUGCGUUUACCUGGUCGUUUGCCAUUCUUUUUA